Molecule: messenger RNA, 5756 nt
Organism: Poecile atricapillus (Black-capped chickadee)
Lineage: Eukaryota; Metazoa; Chordata; Aves; Passeriformes; Paridae
Gene: RAB23
Product: RAB23, member RAS oncogene family
Exons: 7
Coding region: 185-895 (236 amino acids)
Molecular function (GO): GTP binding; GTPase activity
Source: RefSeq, a predicted model, not a curated record
GGGGGAGCCGGGAUGUGCGUCCGGGUUGGGUCGGCCCCAGCGAGCGGUUUCCUCUCGCCUUCCCUCUGUCUCCUCUUCCCUGCGCCCCUCCGCCGACGUGCCCCCGGAGUGAACGCCGCCUGCCCGCUCCGUAAGGGAAUCAGUAGUUUCCUGAAUAAACCAGAGAGUCACCUGAGACGCAAAGAUGUUGGAAGAAGAUAUGGAGGUGGCCAUCAAGGUGGUAGUAGUAGGAAAUGGAGCUGUUGGGAAGUCCAGUAUGAUUCAGCGAUAUUGCAAGGGGAUUUUUACAAAAGACUACAAGAAAACUAUUGGUGUAGAUUUCCUGGAAAGACAGAUCCAAGUUAAUGGUGAAGAUGUCAGGCUAAUGUUAUGGGACACUGCAGGUCAAGAGGAAUUCGAUGCAAUAACUAAGGCCUACUACAGAGGAGCCCAGGCUUGUGUUCUUGUGUUUUCUACAACUGACAGAGAAUCCUUCAAAGCAAUCCCUACCUGGAAGGAAAAAGUUGUGACCGAAGUUGGAGACAUUCCCACAGUUCUUGUGCAGAAUAAGAUUGAUCUUCUUGAUGACUCUUGCAUAAAGAAUGAGGAGGCAGAAGCGCUGGCAAAGAAGCUGAAGGUGAGGUUCUACCGAGCGUCUGUGAAGGAAGACCUGAACGUGAGCGAAGUUUUUAAGUAUUUGGCUGAUAAAUAUCUUCAAAAGCUCAAGCAACAAACGGCAGAAGAUUCAGAACUAGUACAUACAAGCAGUAACAAGAUUGGUGUUUUUAAUACAUCUGGAAGUCACUCCAACCAAAAUUCUAGCACUCUCAAUGGUGGAGAUGUCAUCAACCUUAAACCAAACAAACAGAGGACCAAGAAAAACAGAAGUCCUUUUAGCAACUGCAGUAUACCUUAGACCACUUUUGGAGGAAAUUAAGCAACUCAGAGAAUUGGAUGAAGUUGUGCAAUUGAAUACAGAAUAAAGCCAGCUGUAGAGGUAUUUUUACCGGUGCUUUAGCAAAUCUUGUGCCUCCUUGACUGAGGGUGGAUUUAGACGAACUUGCUGAUGCUUUGGGUUUGUUGUGUGGCGAGAGACACCUGGUGGCGACACACAGAACCGUGGCUGUCUCGUGCACUUUGUACAGGUUAGGUGAGCCUUUCCUUUUUCAAGGAAUUUCUUACAGAACUAUGAACUAGGUUACUGUUGAAUUUCAAAGCACAUUUAAUGUAAGGAUAGUACUUACACGUAUAGGUACGGACUGUAAUUCUAUGGCCCAAGGUAAUGUAGCAACCUUGCAACUAAAUUUCAAAGAAAAUAUUAGAGUGGUUAGUCUGGACACUACCAAGAUAAAUGAAGAGCAAAAAAACCACUACUUAAUUUUAUGCCUGACCAUAUUAAUAUGGAUUCUGGCAGUCCUGUGGGUGCAAGAUCCUUGCAUUAUAUAUAUGUGUGCUAAGGUGUAUAUGUAGACAUUUGGGAUGAAUAUCUAUGCUUGGUUCCAAUGUGUACAUUACUUGGAGAUCAGCUAAUGAUCAUCAAAUAGCAUCUUCCAAUUGUCCUUUAAAAAUGUUGCAUUUCAGAAGAGGCUUUCCAAGCUGCCACUGUGUGUGUUUAACUUGCUAUACUUCAGGCCUAAAAGCUUAGAUUUAAAAAUGUAUGGUGCCAAAACUGCUCCUUUUUACCUAAUGCUAUGCUACAGAUGUUUUGUAAGUUUGUUUUUCUCAGUUGUAACGGGUUGAACAAAUAACACUAAUAGCUGUUCAGAAGGAACACAUAAUCAUAUUCUUCUUCAAAUUUGAUUGUUGUAUCCUGUGUUGUCUUACAAAAAAGGAAUUUUCAAAGUGGUGUUACAAAGUAUUUAUCUAAUUUGAAUUUUUUUUAUAGAUACCAUAAACUAAGUUACAGGGAUCCAAAAAAUUGCAGCUGAUUAUAUUAGGGAGACAUUCUUGAUUGUUGACUCAGAUUUCAAGUUAAGGAAAUCUAAUUCUGCAAGAUGAGAGAUAUGGCAAAAAAUUUUCUAAGUGCUUCAGUAAUUUUAUGUUUUUAAAUGUUCAGUAAUUUUAUGUUUUUAAAUGUUUAUUCUAAACAUUUUCAGAUGUUUAGGAGCCCAAAUCUAACUUCAAAGUUAUUUGGGCUAAGGCUCCUAAAUCACUAAGGUGCUUUUAAAAAUGCUAAGCAAGAUACCUUUUAUUUAGCAAAAAUGAAGACUUUAUAAUCUUCUUCAAGAGCAUGCAUACCUUUUAAAAACUAUCCAUUUUAUUUACAUGUUUUGUAUGGUAUGAUAUAAUUUUAACUUUCUAAGAUUUCUACAAGUCUGCCAGUGACAAAUGCAAAAUACGCUGCUUAAAAAAAAUCUGUUUUAAUAGUUUUAUAAAUGGUGUAUGAGAAUGAAAAUUGGUUGAGUGAUCCUGUAUAUUUUUGAAGGAAGGACUUUUCACUAUGUGAAUUCAUGUAGGAAGCUUGACUGACUUUGUUUCUAAGUCAAUGAGUAUGAAAACUGAAAUGUAUUCUUAUUCCCACUGUCUGCAGGGAGAGAAGUGAGUGGCAAGUUAUGCACAAACACUAAAGAUCUCUGAACUCUGUAUUUUAUGUUUACUGUAUUAGACUUUGUACCGAGUACUGCAGUUUCUUUGACAAGCUGUUAGAGAUCUGUUGCUGGCAAGAAGGAGGGCACCCCAUCCCUUUUGCUACUGCAGCUAAACCACAUGUUCUUCAUCAUAAUGUCUCCUGUAUUUUCUCUUGGAUAAAGGCCUCCAUUUUUUAACAAGUGCAUUUAAUCACUCUAUCUGUAAAUGGAGUCAAGUCCCAUCUGUCUUAGCAGUUUAAGAAGUGAGGUACUUGGGAUAAGAUGACUGAACAUCACGAGGCCACCUCACAACUUAGGGUACAGUGUAUGCAUGAAAAAAAUUGUUUUUAAUAUGGAAACUUCUACAUUUCAUUGUCUAUCUGCAAGUUUCAUGGGGUUUUAUUCAAUUUUCCUGAAAAACAAACGAAACCACAAAAUGUGUGAAACAUCUUUUUUGCCUUGUUUGACUUCGUAUAGCAUACUGAAAAGUAAGUCUUUAUUAUGUAUAAUGACAAUUUGUACUAUUUUAUGUUAUACUGUGACACACUGUACAAUUAAUAUAGGCUGUUUGUAUGUAAAGUAUGUCACUACUGUUUUUAAUGACUCAGCAGUAAUUUUCAUAGAUGGAGACUUGACAGACUUGAUAAAUUUAAGACAUAUUGAAAUGUAGUGCAUAUACUUUAAUGUAGGAAUAGUUAUUUGCAGCAUUGGGUAACAGUGAGUUUUCAUUUUACUCCCCUCCUAAAUCUAAAGUGGAUCUUUAUUUGCUGAGACUUUGCAGUGCUUGUUCUCCAGUAUGACUGAGAUGGAAAGUGCCCAAAUUAGCAUCUUUUGGGAAGUGCCCUGCAUGUACACUGCUUAAAAUUUUUGAUUCUUACUGUGUAGAUGUAAACCAAAUGACUUGGCUAUUGCAGGAACCCUUAGGUAUUCACAUCAUUCUUCAGCGGCACUAACUCUUGCCUUUUGGAAGAAGAGACAUGCCUAAAUGUUUUAGCACUUGUGUUGUCCCUCAUGAAUAAUUUUUUAUUACAAACAUUAUUUCAUUCUCCACUCAAAGUGUACUCAUUAAAAUAUAGUAUAUUUUAGUCAGCAAAACCUGCAGGUAUGGGGCUGGUAAUAAAAAUGCUCUUCUCUUUGCACCCCUGGGACUGCGUGGUGGGUGAGUAUGUAUCUCUUACACCCAUGAUACCCUGCAUUAAGAGCUUGUCCCACAAGACACAAAAUUCAUUGCACUCCUGUAUAUUUUUGUAUCUCUUGAAUAGCUUAAUGGCUGUAUUAUCUUGAUUUUGCCACAAUUCUUUGCCCUUGGCUGAUACAGCUACUGUUAGCAGAAAACUUUAGUGAUUGUUAAUGCCUUAGUGAAAUAGGGAUUCACUAAAGAGUAUGACACUACAGCUUUGUCACUUCUGUGUUAUAUCCAUUCAGUGAAUGGGUGUUCUCCCAGUACGUGGGGCAUCGUUAGAUGCAAAGCAGUAAUGCUAGGGAUGUAUUUCCAACUGGAAAUAGAAAAUCUCAAAGUUGUAUGACUGAUCACACUAAUUUUUGUGCUUGUGUGUGUGGUUAAUUAAAAAGAAAAUUAAGUAUUCCACUUCAGACAAUUUUGAAGCAUUAUUUUCAGUGUUUCAUAAGGCCAGACUUUUACAGUCAAAGUGCCCGAAUUAUCACACUGUCAGUCUCAUUUCCUGUUUAAUUUUUAUGCUUCAGUAAAAUAUAAUUUAUUUUCUUCAUUAUUGGGCUGCAGCACAUCUGGCAUGAGGUUUUCCUUCACAUAAUUUUUGUGGAGGUGGGAUAAUCUAAAGAACACUGAGCAGCUGACCACGCAGCACUCUGAGGGGUUAUGUGGGGUACGUGCACAAGACUCAGCAAGCCUGCACUUGAAGCUGUCCAUGCACCCUUCAGCUGAGAGCUCCAGGUGUUAACAGGGUCAGUGAUCUGCCCUUCUCGGUGGGAGUUCAUCGUACAGUGAGCCAGUACAUAUGCUGCUCUCAUUCCAGUGACACUACCUGAGCCCCUGCUGCUCUUCUACAUGUAGUCAUAGAGCUUCGGUUGAAGCUGCAGAACCUGAACACUAAUUGUACCAAAAUUAGAGUGCAAGAAUGGUCCAGCAGGCUUGAAUUCAUCAAAACUACCUUACCAUCUUUUUGUAGGAAGCAAAAGCUGUGCAGAUAUUCUUUCUAAUGCACAAAUAAUAUUGAGACAAAAAAACAACUCUCUGUUAAAUAUGGCAUUCAAGCAGGUAAUCAAAAUUAUACAGUGAAAAACACAGCAAUGCUUAGAUUUAAAAUGAAAGGUGCUAUAAUGGAAUAAGAGAAACCUGCAAAUGUUCCAUGUUGCAGUGUUCUAUAUGAGUUAUCUCAAAGCCAGGUGAGUCCUAGUACUGAACUAGGCUCAUUCUCAGGUUUCUAGAAGGGUAAUACAGAUAAGUAGUUUGUCAGUUCUGCCAAACUCACUUAAGUUGAUAAGAAAAACUAAAAAUUACUGUGGACCCGGAGGAACACCAUUCUCGUUGUGAGGAUUAAGAUGCAUUGUUACCAAUGGCUUAAAUGCAACUGGCUAAAAGAGGAAAUGUACAUAACUGAUUUUAUCACCAUCAUGGUCUCAAGUAAAUGUAACAGAUUUGUAGAAAAAAAGGUCAUCAUACCAUAAAUCCUUGAUCAGAAGAAUCAAUGUUUAAAACUGAGUAUCUUGUGUAUGCUGUUCUGUAAAAUCCCUGCAAAUUAAUUCUGCUGUUCUCUUGUAAGUGACACUAGUUGCAUCAUGCAACUUAAAAUGUUUGUUUGCUUGUUGUUGGGUCUGAUAUAAGUCACUACUUUUGUGGUUAUAUUAAUUUGUGAGUAUAUUAAAUUUCAAAAAUUGCUGUAACUACAAGCUGUGCAACCUCAGUCUGAGAAAUGUGUGCUUGAUUCUUGUGUGUGUUUCCAACAGCUGGCAUCCAAGACAGCUCAUGAGAGCACUCAAAGGAACAAGUGUGGACACCCCAGUCAAAUAGAAAUGGUGUUUCUUAGCUCUUGCCUCUGAUUUACCAUGGGAUAAAAAAAAAUAGGGAUUCUUUUCUGCUCUUUCUGGUCGUUUUGGUUUUCAUGACUGGUUUGGCCAACACAGUGACAAGGUUUAAGUCAAAGAUUGUAGACAUUGGAAGUGGCAUUAAAGUAUUAUUAAUAUGUCAAAGAUGCCUAGUACAUUUUAUAUUUAUGAAAAUAAACAGGUAAU